Molecule: messenger RNA, 1790 nt
Organism: Truncatella angustata
Lineage: Eukaryota; Fungi; Ascomycota; Sordariomycetes; Amphisphaeriales; Sporocadaceae
Exons: 1
Coding region: 204-1637 (477 amino acids)
Molecular function (GO): protein binding
Source: RefSeq, a predicted model, not a curated record
AAGAAGUCGCAAGAUUGGACUCUAUCAAACUUGUCGAGGCUAUUGAAAAAGUGUUUACUCCUGUCUCUAGCGAGCAAAGCACGCAGGCUGCCCCGGUAAACCAUGCAGUUCUCGACUCAUCAACCCGACGAACAUUGGAUAGACAAAGCUCGCCUACAAACCUGAAUGCCGUGGAAACCCACAAGAUUGACUCAGCACCACUGAUGAUGAAUGGUGUUGAUAUCAACACUUGGCUUGGUAUGAGCCGGGUUGAUGAGAUGAAAAAGCAUAUGAAUGCAGGAGAUGAAAUACAAUCAGUUGUAUCGGCAACACUGCGACCAGCACUUACCUCGAGCCCCGAAAAUCUUCGAUUGGCGUCUCGUCUGGCAUCAUCAUUCUUCCAUAGGGGAGAGCUCCAGAAUGCCAAAGUUCUAUUUGACCAGGUUCUUCGGGCUAUGGAAGAAUCAAGCCCCCAGCCCAUCAUAGACAUCAUCGCCACUCGAAUGCAAAUCACUAUUACCAUGAUGUAUGGCGGCAUACAGAGUGGUAUACAGAGCGAGGAUGGCCCCAAAGGUUUAUACUCGGAGGCCCUAGAAGGUCUCGACCGAGUGCUCGAUGACCUACAAUUUCUGCAUAUUCAAAAUGAGUCCAAUGAGGAUAGAACGAGAAAAGCCGAGAUCAAGGAGGACUGCCACAAAUGGCGAGCGCGUUGCAUGCUCCGUGCAGGUAAAUGGAAGGAUUCAGAAGAACUUAUAUCAAGCUUGAUCGACGCGGACUUGGGUACUUCAGACGAAAAGCUACAUAGAGAUUUGGCUUUAGCGUACGCAAACAUGGGGGAAUAUACUCUCGCAAAGGACCGCAUAAAAGUAGCCGAGACCUGUUUGUUUCCAGAAAGCCCCAAAGAUAACUCAGAAGGGUCAUCGAACACGGAUGAAUUGAACCGAGUCGGCAACGAAGAAAGACCGGAAGAAAAAUCGGCUACUGCGAGAUCUACCGAGCUGAAGCACAUUCAGAUUCGUCUCGCAGAUGCGACAAUAUCUAUGUUUGCUGGCGAAUAUGUACCUGCAUUGAAGAUAUCCUCCGAAACUACGACAUCAUUGAAAGAGGCUAUUGGUGCCACACAUUUUAGAACACUCGCUGCCUUGAACCUGCAGGCUAGGUGUAAGGCAUACAUGGGCGAAUACAAGGAGGCAGCAACUUUAGCAUCUAACACUUACGAAACGGUUGCGAAUACUCUUGGGCGCCGACAUCCGUUGGCUCUAGAAUCUAUGGACUGUUUGGUGCACGUAUACAGAGCUCAGCAUCGUUUUGCAGAGGCAAUAGCCACAGCAAAAUCCCUCGCAGAGAAUUCCAAGAAGACUCUUGGAAGUAAACAUCCCCAGACCAUUCGUGCUGACUAUCAAGUCGCAGUAUCACAGCUUGCCAACGGCGAUUAUUUUACCUCGGAAAAGGGCCUUCGGAAAGUCGUCAUCAGUGCUGGGGACCACGUGGGCGAAAAUCACCCGGAGACAUUGAAAUACACGUCCAAGUUGGCACACGCACUCCUUGAAACGGGUAAAGUCGAUGAAGCAUGGGGGGUCGCAAUUGAUGUAGCCAAACGUCAGGCAAUUCAUUAUUGGAAGCCACAGGUGAGUGCACGCAACAUUCAACUGAAAUAGCGUGGAACUAACUGAGAGGGGGAAAAAAAGGAAAGGAUUUCUGAGCCAUUGGAGUAUAUAUGUGGUCACUUGUGUAGUCUCUCGAACCACAAAGAUUCGACGUUAAUUCACCCCCUCCUCGCUACUACCAUCCAAUUAUUGGCAGUCACGCAA